AUGGAUGAAAAUAUAAUUCCAACCGUAGUGUUUCAUCCUAUCAUUUCUUCUAUACAAAAAAUUGCUCUUUAUGAAACGAAAUCAAAAUUUUAUUUGAUGGGAUCAAAUAAUACCUUAACACGUUUUCGGGUAUUAAAAAUUGAUCGUAUGGAACCAAAAGAAUUAGUUGUUAUAGAUGAUAAGAGAGAAUAUACGCAAGAUGAAAUAAAGGAUCUUGUAAAUGAAAUAAACAUGGGUAAUCGUACACGUGUUGGACAACGCAAUAAUAGCGGUGGAGUUGCAAGAAUUAUCUCAGCUUUUGGAAUUGUUGGCAGCAUUUACAAAGAAUCUACAUCUGACAAUGGUGUAUCAAAAGAAUGUGAACACCAAGAAAGUCAGAAACCAUUGCACAAACCAACUCAAACUAAAUUCACCUGGAAUACGAUGUGGCAGAGAGAUACUUUUCCUCGACUAGUACGAGCAUUUGGUCUUCUUGGUUUUGUACGUUUCUUGGAAGGAUACUAUAUAAUUAUGGUUACAAAACGACGUAGGGUGGCUGUAAUUGGUCAUCACACCAUAUAUAAAAUAGAGGAUACUUCAAUGAUUUAUAUUCCAAGUGAUAAUGUCCGUGCUUUUCAUCCUGAUGAACAAAGAUAUGUAAAAAUGUUUCAAAGCAUAGAUCUUCGUAGUAACUUUUAUUUCAGUUACUCUUAUGAUUUGACACAUACUUUGCAAAGUAAUAUGACUCCACCAAAGCAUAUUAAAUCUGAUAUUUCGAGUACAGAUAACGAGAACAUAAAUCAAACAAAGACUAACAAUACUGAAGAAGAAGAAGAAGACUUUUUUAACAUGUGGGCAUUUAAGAAAAGAUAUCAGAAUAACAGCGAUACAGGAAAAUAUGUUGAUUACGGUGUACGAAGUAAUCCACAUCGUCGAUUUGUGUGGAAUUCUCAUUUAUUAAAACCAGUGGAAAAAGAUUUGCAUCCCGACUGGAUUUUAUAUAUUAUACACGGUUUCCUUGGACAAUCAAAUGUUAGUAUUUUUGGAAGAUCCAUGUAUGUAACUAUUAUAGCCAGAAGAAGUAAUAAAUAUGCAGGUACUAGAUUCUUGAAACGCGGAGCGAAUUUUGAUGGAGAUGUCGCAAAUGAAGUAGAAACGGAACAAAUUGUACAUGAUUCUGGAGUAAGUUCUUUAAGUAAAGGACGUUUUAGUUCUUUUGUUCAAAUGCGUGGAUCGGUUCCUGGGCAUUGGAGCCAAGAAGUUAGUAAAAUGGUUCCUAAACCUACAAUCACUUGUGAUUUGGCUGAUCCUUAUGUAGAAACAGCAGGUGCACAUUUCAAUCAACUUCUAAGGAGGUAUGGUUCUCCAAUUAUAAUUCUUAAUCUUGUUAAGAAACGUGAGAAAAAGAAACAUGAAAGUACAUUGAGUGAAGAAUUAUGCAUGGCUGUUAAAUAUUUAAACCAAUUUUUACCUCCAGAACAUCAUAUUCAAUAUAUAAGUUUUGAUAUGGCUCGAAAGAAUAAAAGAAAGAAAGUUAAUGUUAUGGCAUAUUUGGCAAACAUAGCAUAUAAUGCAGUAUUGAAAACGGGUAUUUUUCAAUCGCAAAACCCAUAUUAUAGCCAAAAGAAUUUAUUUUUUUCUCCACCUAUUCGUAUAAAGAAGCCUCACAAAGUGAAUUCAAAUACACAUCUCUCAUUCAGUACACAUACUCUGCAGAAUUCUGCAAGUUCAAUAACUGAAGAUAAUAAUAAUUUGUCUAUUAGUAAUGAUUCCAAGCUUAUUACAGAAAAUAAAUACGAUGAAUCAAAUUAUAUUGAAAAUAAUGUAAGACAGUGCUUUGGUAAAAAGGGUACCUUACAAACUGGAAUUAUUAGAACAAACUGUGUAGAUUGUCUAGAUCGUACAAAUACAGCGCAAUUUGCAAUAGGAAAAUGUGCUUUGGGGUUCCAGUUAUGUGCUUUAGGAGUAUUGGAGUCUCCUAAAUUGGAAUUUGACUCAGAUUGUGUAAGAAUGUUAGAAGCAUUAUACGAGGAUCAUGGAGAUACAUUGGCAUUACAAUAUGGUGGUUCUCAACUAGUACAUAGAAUAAAAACUUACAGGAAAACUGCACCGUGGACUAGUCAGGGUAAUGAUAUUAUGCAAACACUCAGUAGAUAUUAUAGUAACACUUUCAGUGAUCAAGAAAAGCAACAUACGAUUAAUUUAUUCUUAGGUUUAUUUGUACCUGAAGAAGGAAAGCCUCCAAUUUGGGAGCUUCUAACAGAUUAUUAUUUGCAUCAUAAACCUGCUUGCCACUAUACCCGUCGAACAAAACUUUUAACGCAAUGGUGGGAUACUAACGUAGUAAAGUGUCUGCCAUAUGCGCUGAAUGAAGUAACGAAAGCUUGUGCAGAAAUAAUACAAGUACAAAAUUCUAUGGAAGAGAUGAUUGAUGUUUAUUACGAUUAUCAUAAACCAUACGAAUUGACGGUACUUUUGGGAGUUUACGCGUAUCAAAUUAGUCAUUCUGUUAGAGACUUCAUGCCGCAUUUCACAACCAGUUUUAGUCCAUUUGCAGUACGGAUACGACCGGAUAGAAGAAGAGAAGAAACUGGUAAUAAAAAUCUAAAUAUGAAAAAUCCUUCCAUGACCGGCCAAAGUAGUACCAGCAGCACAACGUCAAGUGCAAGUUCCGACAACGAUUCAAGUUCAGACGAAGAUGAAAGUCAUCAGCAGGCUAAUGAUUCACAAUUAAUAAUUUCAAAAGAAAGUUCGGAAUUCACAUCUUUCGAAUUAUUGUUUCCAUCUAUGAAAGAUGUAUAUGGCACUAAACUUGAAUAUCCUAAAAGAAAUGACGUAAUUCUGUAUAAAAAAUUUGUAUUAAUUGGACGUAAUGCAACAUAUCCUACAAAUUACAUGAAAUUGCGUUCGAAAUUAAUUCAACAAGCAUCAUUUCCCGAUGUUACAACUCCUGUAAUUGCGCUGCCAUCAGUAACGAAAUCUAGUAUAAGUAUAUACACGCAAUAUGUUACAAGAGCUAAGGUAGGUGGUUCAGUACCAAAUUCCAAUGAUAUUAGUUUGUAUGAAAAUUAUAUUAAACAGCAGCAGUUAUUAGAAAAUCCAACAUAUUGA
Messenger RNA from Habropoda laboriosa, 3090 nucleotides. It is a transcript of the gene FIG4, whose product is annotated as polyphosphoinositide phosphatase. NCBI's taxonomy places the organism in Eukaryota, Metazoa, Arthropoda, Insecta, Hymenoptera, Apidae. Bases 1 to 3090 code for a protein of 1029 amino acids. The transcript has 14 exons. The record is from RefSeq and is a predicted model, not a curated record. Gene Ontology annotation, biological process: phosphatidylinositol dephosphorylation. Gene Ontology annotation, molecular function: phosphatidylinositol-3,5-bisphosphate 5-phosphatase activity. Gene Ontology annotation, cellular component: intracellular membrane-bounded organelle.